ACAAGUGACACAGUUUCUUGGGAAUUCGGUUUUUUUUUUGGUGUUUUAACUUAAAACGUAACGUACAAUUAUGAAAAGCGGCAUUGGAUACAACUAUAUUGAUCAAAAUCCUCUUAUUGGGUCAGCAUCAAGAUCGAUGCGCUCAAAAUUUGGAAAACCAUCACCAAGAUCAUUGCAUGGCAGCAAUAAUAGUUUGGCAAGUAGCCACAAACGAGUAAGAAAGCCCGUUGAAUCUCAGAAAAGGGAAAAAGUGGUGAACAAGAAACCAAGUCUUAAUCAUACCGAAUAUGCAUAUCGCGAAGCAGUGAACAGACUUAAGUCGAUGUUGACUGAUUCAUACGGAUGUGCCAAACAAAACAUCAGACGCCCUGGUUACGAAUCUGAUGACACGGACAAUAUUUCGGUAAUCGAAAGGCCAGCGCUGUCCGAAAUAUCCAAAUACAUUCCAUCAUCUGGUUUAUCACGCUACUCUCACCCUCAUUCGAGCUAUAGCACUCAGCCAACAAGAUUAAAAUCGGCCGAAUCAAUCGCAAGCCUUCAACCAGUAAGUCAAUAUGUAAGUCCAGCUGCACCGACUGCCAUAUCAGUGGCCAAGCCCAAUAAUGAAUUGCUUCAAUUUAUCGAAAAGCAGGAAGGUUACAUUGAACAACUUGAACGAGAGUCACACUUUUGUCGGGGUGAACUGAAUAAUGUUCUGACCAAAGUAAAAGAUGUGAUAUCGGAAAAUGAAGCUUUAACCGAACAAACAAAAUUGGGCACAAUUGCAUCGGACACAUCAGAUAGUGGUAGCAAUGAUUAUAAUUACCGAACCACAUCAAAGGAAAAACACGAGAAAAUUAAAUUGUCCGGACCGAAUAUUGUUUUUGAAUCUCGAAUUAGUGAGCUCGAAGCUCAAUUGGCCCAAGCUGAAAUUGACAUAAAAAAACUUACACAAGAAAACAAUCAAUACAAACAGAGACUCGCCAAUGGCGAAGGGAUUACCAGCAAUGCCAUAACGUCUGAUGUACAAAACAGGCAAAUCAAAACUUUGCAACGAGAAAAGAAGUCGCUUGAGGAUAAUGUACGAAAAUUGCAAUGUAUUGUCGAUUCGUUAAAAGCGAAUGAUGCUCAAAAUUUUUCAAAUUCUUUACGAUCCCGGGAUCUUGUUGAGCAAAGUGCUUUUGAAAAGGCACAGUCCGACAUUGAAAUUCGUCGAUUACGCGAGGAACUUGAACGUCAACAUGGUCGCGUUCGUGAAAUGCAACUUGAAAUGACAAAAAAAAUUGCCGAAGAACGUUCAUUAGCUGAAAGACGGUAUAGUUAUCAUGUACAACAAGUCGAUGGUGAUUUGAGUAGUCAAUGGGAAACUGCGUCUCGGCUACAAUUGGAAUUGGAACGUCAAAAGCGAGCUGAGGCCGAUUAUCGUCGAGAUUUAGCACAAAAAAACUCACAAAUUGAAGAUCUUCGAAGCGAAAUGAAGCAGAAAACGACAUCAUUACUGUCCGAUAUAGCUCAAGUAAAUGCUGAAAAACAAUCAUUGGAACAAGAAAUAACAUCGUUGCGUAUGCAACUAGAACGUGCAGAACGACAAACAAAAGUCGAAUCAUCACGAUUGAAUGCAGAAAUUAUGUCAUUGCGUCAGCGUCUAGAUCGAGCUGAUGCCGAUUUACUUCAAUCAAAACGCGAAAACUUACGAUUGAGCGAUGAAGUUGCAGCUCUCGAAAAAGAAAUCACUUUGGGAGAUUUGAAUCGAGAGACAAGGCCAAGCAAAGAACUGACCAAAUUAAUGUCAGAUAUGGAAUCAAAGCACCUUGCUACGGUAUCCGAAUUGGAAGGCAUGGUUCAAGGUCAAAGACAGCUCAUGGAAAAACUGACCGCCGAAUGUAAAACGUUAACUAAUAAAUUAGAGGAUGCUACACUCAAGCAUAAAAAAGAAAGGGCACAACUAGGUCACACAAACGUUAUUCUAACGGAUAAAUUAAAGGAUACCCACGUACUUAAUUCGUAUACAAGCACUGCAAACAAGUAUCCUGCCGAAUAUCAGCACCAAUCUCACCAUACAGAGAACAUACACCAUACAGAGCAGUUAGCGAACCCUAUGAAAUCGACACGAUGCAACAGCCUAAAUCAGUACUUAGCACAUGCGUUAGCCCAUCAAGCUCAUUCAAACCCGAAUCAAAUGGACGAACAAGUCAACAAAGUCGCCGAGGAUCUUUGUAUGAGACUCAACGUCGACUGUCACAACAAAGCAUUCAAGGAUUUUUCAAGCCAGAAGCAAAUCCGGUCAGCGAUGCAAUUGCAACCGAGUCCGGUGAUAAAUACGUCCAAGACAGCUUUGAAACAGAAAAGCCAAAAUCAAACCGAACAUCACCCGACAAUGAACAAUUCCAGUCCAGUGAUCUCCGACGAAAAGGCUCAAUCCGGUUCUAUGAUGAAGUCCAAUCAAUUGAGGAAAAUAAGAGAAAUGAAGCAGUCACGGGCUAUGCACAAAAUGAAUACGAUUAUGAAAAAGAUCUUCAAACCCAAGUGCAACCGCAGCUUCAGCAGCAGCAACAACAACACCAAGAUCAAAUUUAUUCCCAAACACAUUACGAACAACCCGAUAAUAUUUAUGGAACCGGAGAAUAUGACGCUUCACAAUAUGUUGAACAACAAGACUAUGACGGAAAUCAAUACAACACAAACGCAUUACAGCCCCAAAAUGAGUAUGAAUACCAAACGGGAUAUGAAGGAUAUGAUGCAAAAGACUAUGAACAAUCAGCAUAUCAGCCAAGUGACCAGCCAAAUGAACUAUCAUACCAAUCAGAACAAUACAAUGUUGGCUUGUACCAAGAAAGAACCACACCAAGAACAUCUGAACUUGGAAAAAAUCACGCGACACAGCCACAAAUACAGCAACAGCCACAACUACCACCACCACAACAACAAGCACAACAACCACAACAACCACAGCAGCAGCAGCAGCAACAGCAACAACAAAGCUACACAGAACCGACACCGAGCAAUGCAAAUGUGGAGCAAAAAUAUAAGGGAAAUGCAAACAGCACAGCUUACGCCACAAAUCGACAGCAGCCUAUGUCAAAACAGUCAACCAAGAAAAAUUACACAUAAACACACAUUGAAUGAAUUCCAAAAUGAAUAUGAUAUAUCGUCAAUAUUAUCCAUUAGUAGUCCAAGCCUUUUUGAUUCACAUGAAGAUGACGAGAAUUAAUUGGUUUGAAAUUAAUUUUAUAUCAUUAUUAUCCAGAACUGUUAUUGACACCGGAGAUGUGAGGAUACACAUGAGUUCCUUAAUUCCGUAUAAUUUUCCAUGUGCCGCACCUGAAGAAAGAGUAUCAAGAAAAGUGGCUGCACCUCGGUGGUGCCAGUAGCACCUCUUAUCUUAGCAUUGCUUCAUAGAACUAUAAAUAAUUGUUUUAGUCUCUUCCAAAUAAGGCGGAAAACUUAAAUGGGCUACAACGAUGCUAUGAAUAAUUUAAAACUUGAAAAUGAAGGGUAUCGUGUUAUUUGAAUCGAUCCCAGAAUAAGUUCAAAUAUAUUUCACAGUAUUGUACUUUUGGUGCAUAUUUUCCAGGUUUUCGUUUAAAAGAAAUGAGUACGCCUUAAUUAGGCAUGCAUGAACCGUAUUCAAAGUGUGCUAUGUACUAUUAUAUCAUUUUUGAAACCAAAUAAUUUCAUAAUUAUUUACGGUGCCUUGUGACCGUUUUUCAUAUUUAAAAUUAACUAAUCUAGACAUUGAAUA
Messenger RNA from Contarinia nasturtii (swede midge), 3721 nucleotides. RefSeq lists its product as uncharacterized. Lineage: Eukaryota; Metazoa; Arthropoda; Insecta; Diptera; Cecidomyiidae. The record is from RefSeq and is a predicted model, not a curated record. Gene Ontology annotation, cellular component: centriole; centrosome. Gene Ontology annotation, biological process: tube formation; establishment of cell polarity; neuron migration. Bases 71 to 3190 code for a protein of 1039 amino acids. The transcript has 11 exons.